Messenger RNA from Chrysochloris asiatica (Cape golden mole), 732 nucleotides. RefSeq names its product complement component 1, q subcomponent, C chain (gene C1QC). The transcript is spliced from 2 exons. Bases 1 to 732 code for a protein of 243 amino acids. Gene Ontology annotation, molecular function: protein binding. Lineage: Eukaryota; Metazoa; Chordata; Mammalia; Afrosoricida; Chrysochloridae. The record is from RefSeq and is a predicted model, not a curated record.
AUGGGGCCUUGCUCUCGGCCUCCCCUCAGCCUAAGUCUGCUGCUGCUCCUGUUGGCACUGCCACUCAGGGGCCAUACCAGCACAACCUGCUACGGGAUCCCAGGGAUGCCAGGCCUGCCAGGUGCCCCAGGAAAGGACGGUCAUGAUGGGUUGCAGGGGCCCAAGGGUGAACCAGGAAUGCCAGCUAUCCCCGGGACACGAGGACCCAAGGGCCAGAAGGGAGAACCAGGAAUACCUGGCCAUCCUGGGAAAAAUGGCCCCAUGGGGGCCGCUGGGAUUCCAGGGAUUCCAGGCAUUGCAGGCCUCCCUGGAGAGCCAGGUGAGGAGGGAAGAUACAAGCAGAAGCAUCAGUCCGUAUUCACAGUGACCCGGCAGACAAGCCAGUUCCCAGCACCUAACAGCCUGGUCAAGUUCAACAACGUCGUUACCAACCCGCAGGGGCAUUACAACACCAACACGGGCAAGUUCACCUGCCAAGUCCCCGGCCUCUACUACUUUGUGUAUCACACGUCCCAGACAGCCAACCUGUGUGUGCACCUGUACUGUAACGAUGUCAAGGUGACCACCUUCUGCGAUCACAUGUCCAACAGCAAGCAGGUCAGCUCAGGUGGCGUGCUGUUGAAGCUGCAGGUGGGCGAAGAGGUGUGGCUGGCCGUUAAUGACUACAAUGGUAUGGUGGGUACCGAGGGCUCCGACAGUGUCUUCUCAGGCUUCCUGCUUUUCCCUGACUAA